Molecule: messenger RNA, 907 nt
Organism: Symbiodinium sp. CCMP2456
Lineage: Eukaryota; Dinophyceae; Suessiales; Symbiodiniaceae
Source: the annotation of a GenBank genome assembly
GCCGGCGCAGUUUGCGUCCUCAAAGUGGGACUUCCGAAAAGCAGAUCCGAGCUUUCCACCGAACUUGAUGUGGUCGCCAGAUGAUGGGCAAUCCAGGUUCUACCGCCGCCAGGUGCUCCUGCAGGAGAUUCGUGCUCUUCGCGCUGAUGUGCUCUGUCUCGUUGAACUAGACUGCUUCGCAGAAUUCCGCGACCUCCUGGAAGAGGAUGGUUAUGAUGCCGUGUUUCAAAAGCGGCCGGAUGAUCGGAAGGGCGACGGUUGCGGGAUCUUCUGGCGCCGCGAGGCAUUCACUGCCGUUGGACCCUGCCGGGCCUUGAUUUAUGCCCAACCUGCGAACGAUCGCAUUGCUCUGGGGCAGCUCCUGCUCCAUCGGAGCUCCGCGGAGCACCUCCUGGUCCUCUCGAGCCACCUCUACUGGGAUCAGGCGUCUGGGCAUCAGACUUCCGAGGCCCAGGAGCUUGUGGAGCUGAUCGAAGACAUGAUGAAGGGUUGCGCCCUGGAGUCUGGGCGAAGGCCCGCGGUGGUGUUCUGUGCAGACCUGAACUCGCUGCCCGGGUCCGAGGCCUACAAGCUGAUCACAAGGAAGCUCUGUGACGCGAGCUUCGGCCAUGCUGGUGGCGAGUAUUUCCAGGGUUCCUUCAGCACCCUGAAGCCGGAUGUCUACUGGUUCGCUGCUCCCAGGGGCCAGCGCUCCGAGCCACCCGAAUGGCACUGGCAGGAGGGGAGGCAGGAGGUCAUCGACUACAUCUUCCACAGCCAAGAUCUGACCCUGGAGACGCCCGUCGUCCUGCCUCGCAUGCCGGAGGUUCCCGAUCGGCCACCGAAGCGUCACAAACCCGAAGGGGGGCUCUACGGCUACUGGUGUGGCGGCUGGCGCUUCGCCGACUCGCCAGUGCCUGGCCUCGAG